AUGUAUGGCCCAGAUCAAGAACAUACCUCGUUUAUAACUGACCGAGGCGAGGUCCUGAAGCUAUAUUUAUCAGUCUCAGAACAUGCAAUUAGUGCCGCUCUGACCCAAGAAGAGAACGACGUUCAACACCCAAUCUAUUACGUAAGCAAAGCGCUUCACGAAAUCGAGCUUAGAUACUCUCUCAUGGGAAAAUUGGCAUUUACCCUGCUAAUGGCAGCGCGAAAACUGAGGCCAUAUUUCUUUAAACACCCCACUGAAGUCCUUGCCAACUCUCCAUUAAGACAAACAUUACAAAGACUCGACACUUCAGGUCGGAUGAUAAAAUGGACAGUCGAGCUUGGACAAUUUGACAUCAAAUACACACCUCGUUCCUCCAUCAAGGACCAAGCACUUGCCGACUUUAUCUCUGAGUUCUGCAGCGUUCCAAUCGAGGAACUAUUAGAAGAAACCCCAUGGGAACUUUAUAUCGAUGGUUCGUCCACCAGAGAUCGAUCUAGGGCUAGCGUGGUAUUAAUCAGCCCUGAGCAACACAUAUUCUGUGAAGCCUUACCAUUUGAUUUCAAAGCUUCAAACAAUGAGGUCGAGUAUGAAGCUCUCAUUAUCGGAGUCAACGACGUAUAUCAGAUGAAAGAAGAAAGAAUGAAUAAUUACCUAGGGGUUGUAAGGAAAGAACUUAAAAGAUUCAACAUCACCCAAGUCAAGAAGAUUCUCCAAUCUCAGAACGGCCAUGCCGACACACUGGCCAGCCUAGCCACCAGUGAGGGAUUCGAAGAAUUCGAUAGCAUCCCCAUGGGAAGACUAUCCCUACCUAUCACCGAGUUGAUCGAAGUAAUUCUUAUGAUGAUAGAUCCCAAACCAACUUGGCAAGAUGAGAUCAUCCCUUACCUAAAGAUCGGGAAAUGUCCUAAAAAAUCGACAGAGGCUAGAAAGCUCCGAAUCAGGUUGGCCAGGUACACACUCAUUGAUAAUGUCCUCUACAAGCAGGGAUAUUCUAUGCCCUUACUAAGAUUUUUGAAAGAAGAAGCCCAACACGCCCUGCGAGACAUUCAAGAAGGAAUAUGUGAAAAUCAUUCCGGUGGACUUUUCUUAGCACACAAGAUUAUACGACAAGGAUAUUUUUGGUCUGCAAUAAGACGUGAUGUCUUCGAGUUUGUCAAAAGAUACGACAAGUGCCAGCGCCUCGUCCCAUCAUAA
Olea europaea var. sylvestris is the source of this 1194-nucleotide messenger RNA. RefSeq lists its product as uncharacterized. The transcript is spliced from 3 exons. Gene Ontology annotation, molecular function: nucleic acid binding. NCBI's taxonomy places the organism in Eukaryota, Viridiplantae, Streptophyta, Magnoliopsida, Lamiales, Oleaceae. The record is from RefSeq and is a predicted model, not a curated record. The coding region runs from base 1 to 1194 and encodes 397 amino acids.